AUGGAGGGAGGAGGAGGAGGAGGAGGAGGACAUCAGAAUAGCAAUCAGGAUGAGAGGGCAUCGAAGAGGACGCGGACGCAAAAGGCCGCCCCCUUGGCCGACAGGAUGCGUCCGCGGACGCUGGACGACGUGUGCGGGCAGGAGCUGGUGGGCCCGAACGGCGUCCUCCGGGCCCUGAUUGAGUCGGGCCGCGUACCGUCCAUGAUACUCUGGGGCGGGUCGGGGACGGGCAAGACCACCAUAGCGCGGUGCAUAGCCAGCCGGGUGGGCAGCCGGUUCAUCGAGAUGAACGCGACGAGCACGGGGGUGGGGGAGUGCAAGCGCAUCUUCCACGAGGCGGCCAACGACCUGGCGCUCACGGGCCGGCGGACCAUCGUCUUCUGCGAUGAGAUCCACCGCUUCAACAAGGCCCAGCAGGACGUCUUCCUCAACCCCGUCGAGUCCGGCACCGUCACGCUCAUCGGCGCCACGACCGAGAACCCGAGCUUCAAGGUCGCCAACGCCCUGCUGUCGCGCUGCCGAACCUUUACCCUCAGACCGCUCGACACCGAGGACAUUGUCCGCAUCCUACGCAGGGCAAUGGCGGAGGAACUCGGCACGGGCACAGACGCAGGCGCAGGCACAGGCACAGGCACGAGCACAGACAACAGCACUGGCGCCGGCGCCGGCACCGACACCGGCACCAGCACCGGCGCCACCGGCGGGGGGACGCAGCACCUGCUCGACGACGAGAUGCUGAGCUACCUGGCCCGCUUCAGCGACGGGGACGCCCGCACGGCCCUCAACCUCCUGGAGCUGGCCAUGUCGCUCGCGUCCCGCGGCGGACCCGACGCACCGACAAAGGACGACAUCAAGGGCUCGCUGACCAAGACGCUCGUGUACGACCGCGGCGGCGACCAGCACUACGACAACAUCUCGGCCUUCCACAAGUCCGUCCGGGGUUCCGACGCCGACGCGGCACUGUACUACCUCGCGCGCAUGCUCCAGUCGGGCGAGGACCCGCUCUUCGUGGCCCGCCGCAUGGUCGUCAUCGCCUCCGAGGACGUCGGCCUGGCCGACAACUCCCUCCUCCCGCUCGCCACGGCCGCCUACACGGCCACCCAGCAGAUCGGCAUGCCGGAGGCCCGCAUCCCCCUCGCCCACUGCUGCGUCGCCCUCUGCUCCGCCCCCAAGAGCACCCGCGCCUACCGCGCUCUCAACAACGCCUACUCCGCCCUCAGGGAGCCCGGCGUCGCCAGCCUCCCCGUCCCCCUGCACCUGCGGAACGCGCCCACGCGCCUCAUGCGCGACCUAGGCCACGGCGCAGAGUACAAGUACAACCCCAACUAUCGCGACGGAAAGGUUCGACAGACUUACCUGCCAGACGCCUUGGUCGGCAGACGCUUCCUCGAGGAUAGGCAUCUCGGGACUGAGGUCGACCCGGAUCUCGAGAUGGAGGAUGCCUGA
Molecule: messenger RNA, 1446 nt
Organism: Geosmithia morbida
Lineage: Eukaryota; Fungi; Ascomycota; Sordariomycetes; Hypocreales; Bionectriaceae
Product: putative ATPase
Exons: 1
Coding region: 1-1446 (481 amino acids)
Biological process (GO): regulation of DNA repair; DNA-templated DNA replication
Cellular component (GO): nucleus
Molecular function (GO): enzyme activator activity; ATP binding; DNA binding
Source: RefSeq, a predicted model, not a curated record